This is a messenger RNA of Hermetia illucens (black soldier fly), 7172 nucleotides long. It is a transcript of the gene Ptp69D, whose product is annotated as tyrosine-protein phosphatase 69D. Bases 241 to 4722 code for a protein of 1493 amino acids. Gene Ontology annotation, biological process: protein dephosphorylation. The transcript is spliced from 13 exons. The record is from RefSeq and is a predicted model, not a curated record. Gene Ontology annotation, molecular function: protein tyrosine phosphatase activity; protein binding. NCBI's taxonomy places the organism in Eukaryota, Metazoa, Arthropoda, Insecta, Diptera, Stratiomyidae.
AGCCGAGUGCAUUGUCGAAGGGAACCUCUUUUGUUUUGUUAGGACACUUGUUUGGAAAUAAUUUAAUAAUUUCGUGCUUUUCCGAUCCGUUUCAAUUACAAAGCGCGUCGCAAUGUGCCGCCGGCGCGAAUAAUAGUUGUGUGCGGCCGGUUCGAGCGUUCGUGUGAGCGCAACUCCGCAAUUACCGUGCGAUAAGACUGCGUCCCGUGCCAUAGAGGAAUCGUCGCCCUCGUCUUCGCCAUGGCUCCCGCAACAAGACACCAAGCUCGAGCAGAAGGGCGGUGCUUUUUAUUUUGCGCUACGCUCAUCCUUUGGUCGCUCCGCUGCGGAAUUCACGUGGCGGCAGAGGAGCGGACGGUCGAGGUAGGUGGGAAUGCCACCUUGCAGUGCCCCAUCUCGAACAGCGGAGUCUGGUGGACUUUCAACGGAAGGAAUGUAACCAGUGAAGACCUCAGGUACAAACCCUCAUCCAUAACUCUCAAUCAACACGAUAGGAAUGUGGUUCUGGAACAAGCAGAGAUCAUCAAACUGAACAAUACUCUUACAAUAAUCAAUGUAGACAUUAAAGACGAAGGCAAUUUUACAUGUAGAAGUUCUAGUGCCGACGCUUCCGCUGAUGAUUCCACAGCGGGUGAAACGACCAUUUUCCUCCAGCCAACAAUUCGAGCGAAAAUCGUUGGUGAACAAGCGGCAAAGGUUAAGAAAAAAAUUGAUGAAUCCGUUGAGUUAUUCUGUCUUGUUGAAGUCUAUCCCACCGAACCAUAUCGGACCCUGAUAAAAUGGCGAAAAGAUGAUGACAACACACUGUUAGAUUUAAAAAAUGAAACCACGAUUAAGGUAUUAAAUGCUACUCACAUCAACGCCACCUUCGAGGUGAAGAAAAUAAAAAAGAAAGAUAACGGCACGUAUGUGUGCUCUGUUUCGUCAGCCGAAACAGGAGAUGAGCUAACGAAUAUGAAAGUAGAUCUACUCGUCUUAGAUAUACCGCAAAUUAGUAUAGAUUUUGUAAAAGCUGUAGGAUCUAGCAAAAUAUUUUUAAAUUGGACUGUUAACGAUGGAAACUCGCCAGUGAGCAAGUAUUUCGUAACGUAUCUGCAAGGAAACAAUUCAGGGUUUACGUACUACAACCAUCCGAUCGAUGGGAAGAAGACCUCAUACGUGUUAGAAGGUUUCACGGCGAACAUGACAUAUCGCUUGAAAAUGUCAGCGAAAAAUGCAAUCGGAGAUAGUGCAGCAAUGGAGUACCCGCAUCCAGUGAAAACUCUAGAAAAAGACCCAGUGUUCAUACCGCAAAUCGAAGUGACAGGCAGUUCAUCGUCAACGAUGACAAUAGGGUGGCCGCCACCUCCACCCGAACUCUUAGAGUAUAUUGACUACUAUGAGCCUACCGUUUGGGAUGCCAGUGAUAAUUCUAGUAUAAUUGAAAAGGCAUAUCAUCCCCAGAACAGCAGAAAUUUGCCAUACAUGUUUGACAAUUUGAAAAGUAGAACAAUGUACAGUUUCAAGGUUCGAGCGUGCAGUGAGAUGACAAAACUUUGUGGACCAUGGUCCCAAACAGUGAAUGGAACAACGAUUGAAGGAAAGGCCAGUGAACCUUUAAAUGUGAGGACUGUUUGCACCCAUUACAAUAUAACAAGACGAAAUAGCGUCAAAGUCGACUGGGAUCCGCCAGCCACUCCGAAUGGAAAAAUAAUUUCCUAUCAAGUUAUCCUUAAGGGUUUAGCAACGUACCGUUCGAACGGAAGCAUGUUGAACGAAACUUAUGGUCCGAAAAUAAGAAACAUUGACGAGAAAAGCCAUUUCGCAACAUUUGAAGAAGUCCCGCCGAAUACUAACUACACUGUCGACAUUUCGGCGGUUAAUGGACGGAAACGGCCAGGUAACUCUUCAACAGGGACAUGCACCAUGCCAGUCACUGUUCCCGACCACAUCGGUAGAGUGAGUUGGGUGAAGAUUAAAGUUUCGGAGGAACAAGUUUUGAUAAGACUUCAUAUGGACCGGACAAGCGAGCGAAACGGACCCAUUUGUUGUUAUCGUAUUUACCUAGUUCGUAUCACGGACGCAAAUAAGCAUCUUCCGAUUCCUGAACAUCUGGACAUUUCUACAUACAGUAAGGUACACUCUCCCAAUAAUACAAGAGGUGGAGCUUACAUUGCAGAAAUGUUUUCGGGGGAGCAUUUUCGCUCAGAAAUUUUACUAGGUGAUGGUGGUAACGUUAUUUCUGAGGAAGAUCGCGCUUUGAAUGACGAAUUAUGUCGCAAGUGUUUGGAGGGAGUACCGUUUAGGAGACAAGCCAGAAAAGUAUUGAGAACGACACCUUUUACUACAACUGAAACACCAGCAGAAGAUUCUGUGAUUCCAGAACGUUCACAACGAGAACAGCUAGUCAAAGCAGGCAACUUAACACAGGCAGCUUCCAAAAUUUUGGGAAAUAAGCGGAGGCGUCGAAACCAACAGUCAGGUGCAUCGAAUCCGAAUCAUUUGUUUGAAUCAACAACGUGGUCUCCCACAGUUGAUCCAAAGCCAGAUUUAGAUGUUUUCGAUGGUCCUAUUGAUAUUUCGAGUGAUUACACGGGAUUUAUAGAAAUCGCGGUUCGAAAUGAUUUAAACGAAGGUGGAGACCGAGUAUUGUUUCUAUACAGCGACUACUUCGAAACCAUCCUGCCUGGGGCGGAAGCGCAGAAUUUGGAUGAUGUUGAUGAUGUGUCGUAUAUUCUGAAUAUAGUCGUUCAAGUCUUAUGUGCGCUUAUUGUCUUGGUAUUGCUACUGCUAGCUGCCCUCUGCUUCAUGCAUCGUUACUAUAGCAAGCAAGCGGUUCAAGGGGAGGAAGUGAUCAGUUUACGUGAUUCACUAAGCCGGGCGUUAUGCGGCGGCCGUACAAGCAAUCAUCGUCAUCUCAUCGGGUCAGCGCUCGCAAAACCAGCAGACAUUAGUCCGAUUUCAAAACAUGAUCUGGCCCAAGCCUACAUAAAUCGUCACAAGGAUACCGAUUAUGGAUUUCUGCGUGAAUAUGAAAUGCUUCCGAAUCGAUUCAAUGACAGGACAACAAAAAAUUCUGACUUUAAAGAAAAUUCCCAUAAAAAUCGUUAUCCUGACAUAAAAGCCUACGAUCAAACUCGAGUCAAAUUGUCCGCUUCAAAUGGUAUGCAAGGCUCGGAUUACAUUAACGCUAAUUUUGUAAUAGGGUAUAAGGAGCGAAAGAAGUUCAUCUGUGCUCAGGGUCCUAUGGAUAGCACAAUCAACGAUUUUUGGCGCAUGAUUUGGGAGCAACAUCUGGAGAUAAUUGUAAUGUUGACAAAUCUGGAAGAAUACAACAAAGCAAAAUGUGCAAAAUAUUGGCCAGAGAAAGUAAAUGACUCGAAGCAGUUCGGAGAUAUUACUGUAGUUUUUGCUUCAGAGCAACGCUAUUCAGACUAUCUCGUGCGAAACCUGGACGUCUACAAAAAGAAUGGAAGUAAUAAUGAAGACGAUGAAGAACGACGACAGAUUACUCAAUAUCAUUAUUUGGUAUGGAAGGACUUCAUGGCCCCUGAACAUCCACACGGCAUUAUCAAGUUUAUUCGACAAAUUAAUGCUGUGUAUUCAGUGCAGCGGGGUCCAAUAUUGGUGCACUGUAGCGCUGGUGUUGGAAGAACAGGCACUUUGGUUGCUCUAGACUCACUGACUCAGCAGCUUGAAGAAGAGGGUCAAGUUUCAAUAUUCAACACGGUUUGUGAUCUUCGACAUCAACGCAACUUUUUAGUGCAGUCAUUGAAACAAUACAUAUUUUUAUAUCGAGCGUUACUUGACAUCGCACAAUUUGGUAACACAGAACUGCCUGCUCGAGGACUGAAUUCAAUAGUGGAAAGUCUGAAACUGAAACCGAACGAUAGCAAAGAAAAGUGUAAAUUGGAGCUAGAGUUCGAGAGGAUCAAAUCUAUUCAAGAUGAAACGAAUAAGAGUUGUUCAGUAGGUAGUGGUGAAGAAAACUCAAAUAAGAAUCGUAGUGAAUUAGUUAUACCAUAUGAUCGCAAUCGGGUCAUUUUAACUCCUAUCCCGACACGAGAGCAUUCAACAUACAUCAACGCUUCCUUCAUUGAAGGAUAUGACAAUUCAGAGUCAUUUAUCAUUACCCAAGAUCCGAUGGAAAACACAAUAGGAGACUUUUGGCGAAUGAUAUCGGAACAGGGGAUAACAACACUUGUAAUGAUUUCAGAGAUCGGAGAUGGGCCGCGAAAAUGUCCACGAUAUUGGGCCGAUGAUGAAGUUCAGUAUGACCAUAUUUUAGUGAAAUAUAUGCACAGUGAAAGUUGUCCGUACUAUACGAGACGAGAAUUUAAUGUGACGAACUGUAAAAUUGACGAUACAAUUAAAGUAACGCAAUUCCAGUAUAACGGGUGGCCUACAGUCGAUGGUGAAGUGCCCGAAGUAUCUCGCGGGAUUAUUGAGCUUGUGGAUCAAGCUCAACGACAUCACAAUACAGAAAUGCACUUUUCUACGUUAAGUCCAAUUGCUGUUCAUUGCAGUUUGGGCACUGACCGGAGUUCGAUAUUCGUUUCUAUGUGCAUAUUAGUUCAACAAUUAAGGACUGAAAAGAAAGUUGACAUUUGCACAACUGCGCGAAAGUUGCGAUCCCAACGAAGUAUGCUUUUAGACACAUAUGCACAAUACGAGUUCCUGCAUCGAGCCAUCGUGAACUAUGCUGACUUGCAUAAACUAUCACUGGAAUCUCCAUCCGACUAGAAUCUCAGAAGCGGGGGAAUGCUUCAAGGAAUGAUAUAGACUGUCGAUAAACGGGAUUUGUGACAUACUCAUUAAACAUACACACAAACACACAUAUAUGGCAUGUUAUCUAUACAUACACACGACACAUUUUACAUUUUUUUAAACAUUGGAAAUAUUUUUAUUGCUUUGUUUUUUAAGUUUUUUUAGAUAAAAAGUCACACUCAACUUUUAUUUGUGAUAUGACUUAAUCGUGGCAUUUUCAUAUUUUUAUUUUAACUGUCCUCAUCUGCUCCAUUUGUUUCAAUUGACACACUUGGAAUGGAAGAAUCAAAGGUAAGUCUUUUAGUAACUUGAUUUCUUCGUUACAAUAAGUUACCAGCAAUAUGAUGAUGAUAAAAAUACAUACAAAUAAUAGCCGCACUGAGAAUGCACAUGCUCUGUGGAAAAGUUAAACAUUUUUUAAAACGAAAAUAUUAUGUACGUAGGAAACGAAUAUUGUGCCGUCGCAUUAACAAUAAUUAUUGCUUUUUCAUGUGUAGACAAGUUUUACGGCAUUUGUGAAUGCAAAAAUCCAGUGAAAUAAAUAUAUAAGUUCUUGGGCUUCAUUUUCAUCCUAAGAUUAUUGAGAAGAAUUUAGUAUUGUACAAGAUAAAGAUGAAAUUAUUUUUAAUCUUUUUUAUAUAUAUUUUUCCAAAGCAUAUUUCUAUACAUUGUUUUGUUAUUGAAAUAUUCUUUUUUUUAAGAAGACUGCAAGGCAUAGUUAUGCUUGUAUUUAAAGCGAUAAUUUAUUUUGAAGAGGCUAAUGGGGAAAUGACGAAAAAAACUUGUAAUUUAUUUUGUUUGCGAUUUUUUUUAUCAUUUACAUGAUUGUAGGAUUAUAAAAUAGGAAUGCUGUCUAGAGUCAAUUGUGCUUGGAGAAAAUCAUUUUAGUUUUUAUCCGACUAUGUAUUUUAUCGUUUUCUUUGCCAGAGCUGGUAAGUUUUGUCAAUUACAUUAUCCGAGCUGUCUUAACAUUGAAUGAAAUCCAAUUAAUCUCAGAGGGAAGCUGAGGGUGAAUCUGUUUUUCCAAUAGAAUAAUAAUGAAACAAUAUCAAAAGUUAUACUCAGGCGUAUUUUCUUUUUCUGUUCAGAAGAGUGCAAAACCAGAUUUGCAGAACAAUUUUGUGUUCAUUUAUUUUUUAUACAAGAAACCAUACUUUCCCUGAUGUUGUGAUUAAUUCAACUUCCCAGUAGUGUGCGUUCCUAUUUGAGAAAAAAUACCAGCGAAAAAGCAGGAUAUCUGGUUUUAAUUAAGCUUAACCAAAAAUGACGGAUUUAGGUGGAAUUUCUCUUCACCAUUUUUCACAAGCUCUAAUUCGAAUGAUUAAGGUUUAUACCACACACACACAUAGUGUUUCCCGAUCAAUUUUCAAACCUUCUUGUCGUGAAUUGAUUCACGUAAAUUCCUUGCUCAACCAUUGCAUCUUUGCUACCAACAAAGUUUUCCCAGGAAUCAUGUUUCCGUGCUUGUGAUUACUUUUAUUAGGUCAAUUAACGUUUUUUUUUUAUCUAGAUGUGUUCGGUCAUUGUUCAGUUACUGCACGUGUAGGAAUAUGCUUUGUGUUUGAGAGCUCGAGAAACUCAAAACUGAAAUAACGAAAACAAUAUCCACAUGCCAUAAUCGAAAUUAAAAGUCUAAGCAAAAUUAAGACAAACUUUCACGCCCGACAUACGUAUAUUUCCGCUUCCUUUCUCUCAUAUGCAACUAAUAAGUUAUGUGAUUAAAUGUUUUGUCUUCGCUCCAUAUAGACUUUUUGUUGUUGUUGUUACUUUUUAAAAAAGUUGCAAAGAAAAACUAUGUAGCUAUAAUCAAACUGUGAACAAAACAUCGUUUUCAGAUGUUUGUUCAUUUCAAUUUGUUUAUAAUUGGAAAGUUUGUCUUGUCCUUUUUCUAACUGACGAUUCGACAUGAUUCUAGCCUUGAUAUAAAAAUAUUUUAAUGAUAAUCUAGUCUAUACACCUAUAACAUUUUUUGUUCAGUUUAAACGUAAAAGAAACACACAUUUAAUGACAAAUUAUAAUAUAAAUGGUAUAAAAUGAAAUAGAAGUAAAAUAUACACGAAAAUAUAUAAGAUAUGAACAAAAGAUGAAAAUGAAAUAAAAAAAAAACAUUUUUACAAUUUUUUUAUAAACCAAAAAUAUAUUUCUAUUUAAUGAAAUACAUACACAUAAUGGUAAUAUGUUUUCGCGAUUAAAUGUAAUGUAAAGAAAGUAACAAACCAGAAACAUAUUUGUAAUUAUGAAUAACAUUCUCUCUUAUAAUCAUUAUUUUAUUUUUUCAUUUUAAUUGAAAUAUAAAUAGAUCAAACGAUUUUUUCUUUUGUAUUUCUUCUCGAAAAUGUGGCGCUUUCAUACUCAUAUAUUUAGACUAUAAUUAUUAUUAUAAAUGAAAGUUUAGUAAGGAAUAAAGAAACUGAAAUAAAGUGGAA